Solanum verrucosum is the source of this 2550-nucleotide messenger RNA. RefSeq names its product disease resistance protein RPP13-like. The transcript has a single exon. The record is from RefSeq and is a predicted model, not a curated record. Lineage: Eukaryota; Viridiplantae; Streptophyta; Magnoliopsida; Solanales; Solanaceae. Gene Ontology annotation, molecular function: ADP binding. Bases 1 to 2550 code for a protein of 849 amino acids. Gene Ontology annotation, biological process: defense response to other organism.
AUGGCUGAUGCCUCUGUGUCAUUUGCAGUUCAAAAAUUGGGUGAUUUCCUCAUACAGGAAUUUAACCUACGUUUAAGUCUAAAAGAGGAUAUACAGUGGCUGCAAAGUGAGCUACUCUCCAUGCAGGCUUUCCUCAGAGAUGCAGAACAAAAACAAAGUGGAGAUCAAACGGUUAAGCAAUUGGUGGUGGAUAUCAAUACUAUUGCUAAUGAUGCUGUCGCUGUACUCGAGACUUACAGCUUGGAGGCUGGUAAAGGCAAUGAGGAUGGAUUUGCUAAUCGUUUCAAGGCUUGUGCUUGCAUCUGUAGGAAGGAGAAGAAAUUCUACAAUGUCGCCAAGGAGAUUCAAUCAAUCAAGAAACGAAUCAUGGGUAUCAUUCGCAAACGAGAGACUUAUGGUAUUACAAAUAUCAAUAAUGAUGGAGAAGGGACAAGUAAUCAGGUUAGAACAUUGAGGAGAACUACCUCAUAUAUAGAUGAGGAUCACAUUUUUGUUGGCUUUCAGGAUGUUGUACAAGCAUUACUAGAUGAACUUCUCAAAGCAGAGCCUCGUCGAAGAGUUCUCUCCAUUUAUGGAAUGGGCGGUUUAGGCAAGACCACUCUUGCAAGAAACCUCUAUACAAGUCCUAAUAUAGCCUCUACCUUCUUUACACGUGCUUGGAUAUGUGUUUCUCAAGAGUACAACACAAUAGAUCUUCUCAAGACUAUCAUAAAAUCUAUCCAAGGUUGUGCCAAGGAAACUCUAGAUUUGUUGGAAAAGAUGGCAGAAAUGGAUCUAGAAGUUUACCUUCGUAAGCUAUUAACAGAAAGCAAAUACCUUGUGGUGGUUGAUGAUGUGUGGCAGAGAGAAGCAUGGGAGAGUUUGAAAAGAGCAUUCCCGGAUAGCAAGAAUGGCAGCCGAGUUAUUAUUACUACACGCAAAGAAGAUGUCGCUGAAAGAGCAGACGACAGAGGUUUUGUCCAUAAACUUCGUUUCCUAAGCCAAGAAGAAAGUUGGGAUCUCUUUUGUAGGAAAUUACUUGAUGUUCGAGCAAUGGUUCCAGCAAUGGAAAGUCUUGCUAAGGAUAUGGUGGAAAAGUGUAGAGGCUUACCUCUUGCAAUUGUUGUAUUGAGCGGACUACUUUCGCAUAAAAAGGGGCCAGACGAAUGGCAAAAGGUGAAAGACUACCUUUGGAAGAACAUUAUUGAAGAUAAAUCUAUUGAAAUCUCCAAUAUACUAUCAUUAAGCUACAAUGAUUUGUCAACUGUGCUCAAGCAGUGUUUUCUGUACUUUGGUAUUUUUCCAGAAGAUCAAGUGCUCGAGGCUGAAAACAUAAUAUGGUUGUGGAUGGCCGAGGGUUUCAUACCAAGAGGAAAAGAAAGAAUGGAGGAUGUUGCUGAAGGUUUCUUGAAUGAGCUGAUAAGACGAAGCUUGGUUCAGGUGGCUAAAACAUUUUGGGAAAAAGUUACUAAAUGUAGGGUUCAUGAUUUACUCCGUGAUCUUGCCAUACAAAAGGCAUCGGAGGUAAACUUCUUUGACGCUUAUGAUCCAAGAAGCAACUCCAUAUCCUCUUUAUGUAUCAGACACGUCAUUCAUAGUCAAGGAGAAAGGUACCUCUCACUUGAUCUCUCUAACUUAAAGUUGAGGUCGAUUAUGUUCUUCGAUCCAGAUUUUCGUAAUAUGAGUCUUAAAAACUCCAGUAGUGUGUUCCAACAUCUAUAUGUGUUGUACUUGGAGAUGCGUGUUGACAAUAUGUUUUUUGUAUUAGUACCUAAUGCCAUAGGAAGUUUGUACCACCUCAAGUUCUUAAGAUUGAAAGGUCGUAUCGAUGAUCUUCCCACUUCCAUUGGCAACCUCAAGAAUCUACAGACACUUGUUAUCAAUGAGGGCAGAUACUCUUGUGAACUACCCCGCGAGACAGCUGACCUAAUAAAUCUAAGACAUUUAGUUGCUCCAUUUUCUAAACCUCUGAAACGUAUAAGCAAACUCACUAGUCUUCAGGUUCUUAAAGGCGUCCAUUGUGAUCAGUGGAAAGAUGUUGACCCUGUUGAUUUAGUCAAUCUUCGAGAAUUAAGCAUGCGUUAUAUUAACAAAUCUUUCUCCCUAAACAACAUUAGCAGCUUGAAAAACCUUAGCACUCUCUCAUUGUUUUGUAGAGAUGGUAAAUCAUUCCCAUCCCUUGAAUUUGUUAAUUAUUGUGAAAAGCUCCAGAAAUUGAGGUUAAAAGGGAGAAUCGAGAAACUGCCUCAUCUGUUUCCAAAUUCCAUCACAAUGAUGGUUCUGAGGGACUCAAAAUUGACAGAAGAUCCGAUGCCUAUUUUGGGAAUGUUGCCAAACCUAAGGAAUCUCGAUUUGUUCAAAGCUUAUGAAGGAAAAGAAAUAAUGUGCAAUGAUAAUAACAACUUCAGUCAACUAGAGUUCCUUACUCUUUACAAUCUUCGAAAGCUAGAAAAAUGGCAUUUAACCACAAGUGCCAUGCCUCUGAUUAAAGGUGUUUGUAUCGAUCAUUGUCCAAUGCUGAAGGAGAUUCCAGAGAGAAUGAAAGACGUGAAGCCUUUUAAACAUAUAUGA